UCAGUUCGUGUCGCGAGUGGAAAGUGAGUGAAACAACGGAGCAACCAGAUCCGGCAGCGGCGGAUAAUGCGGGGCAUCGUUCUCUUCGAAUGGAAUGCGGAAGGAGCAGAGCGGAACAGGGAUUAUCAUCGUUCGGGAUCAACGGCAAGGAACAUUCGUGGGAUCUUUCGUGGCGUUCUGAAUCGAUUUAUUUUCGCCUUUACAAAUGGAGAUAGUCAUCGACGGGUGAGUGACACUAAAGUUUUAUCUAUUAUUAUUUCAAUCCUACAAAUCACGAUCAGAUUUUUAACUCUUGACUCUCGAUUUGACAAACGCAUUGUAUCGCAUUUUAAAAAAUUCGCUUCUCAAAUUCUCGUGAAUCCGCGCAGUGAUUUUUCUUUUUUGUCAAUAUGUAAGUUCGACAGAGAAAAAAGCAAAAUCGAAAUCGACAACGCGAUUUGUGCGCGCGAUGCGACGAGCGCACAUGUAAAUAUUGAAAACGACGGUAUGGGUGGAUGACGUGUCGGUUUUUUCUCUAGAAAAGCAAUUACCUGAAAAACAGACAUUGCAGCGAUUUUUUUCGCGUGCGCACUAGGACAAAAAGUUUUUAUCCAUAAAUAUCGCGUAUUGUAUUGUGCGUGAGUUGCAUGCGCUAUUUCCCUUCGAUAGCAACUUUUUGCAAAUUCGGAUCUUUCCAUCUACUCGCGAAUCAAAUCAACAUUGUAAUAUAUAUGUAGCUUUUUCCGAAAAUCUUUUUCCAAUCUGCAUCGAGAUGAAUAUACAUCGAUCGAAACGUUAUCCAUUUCAAAACAGUAAAGUAAAAUGCAAGAUAUCACGAAACUAUAAAUUUCUCUUGAAAUUGUGGAUGCUUAAAAUGUGAAACAUUUACUUUGAUUAAAACCAUUUACUCAAAAAUUAACUUGAUGAGUCAUCAGUGAGAUAGAAUUGCAAUAUUGGAAUUUCCCUAUCAGAUAAUUUAAAUUAUUACUUAAUGAUUUAUUAUCUAUUGAAAGGUAAAUGAAAAGUGUGUCAGAUUCUUCAAUAUACGCGAUAUUUGUAAUGACAGAUCAUUGGGAACUUGAAAUUUGGAUUUGAAGAAUUUCUAAUCGCUAAGUGAAAUAGAAAUAUUUACUAAUUACUUAUUUACUUGUCGCGAGUGCAUAAUUCUGUCGAGCUGGAACAAAUUUUAAGAAUUCAUGAUGGAAAAAGAUUUAAAAAAAGGAAGGAAUACUUUCAAUAGUUAAAGUAUCCUUUAUUUCAUUCGUACAUUCUACAAAGCAACGAAUGACGUUGUUUGUUUUAUUUCCAAGAUAGCGCGAUUUCGCGCGCAGCGAUUGCAUUUGUAAUUAGCUCCCGUUGUUUUCCGUCGAACCGGCAGCAGAUCGUAAUGCAAAACGAUUUUCCCCGUUCGAUUCGCUAAAAUCGAAUCAACGUCACGAUACGUCUAUACAUCUUGCUGACCACGCUUACUCCGUUGAAGCUUUCCCUCCUCUAUCCUCUUUGUCUCUCUCUUUCUUUCUCUCUUUAUUUGUCUCGCUGCAUGGCGUGCAUAAACAUGCGUCGAUGCACGCGAUCACUCUGUAUGCUCCGUAUAUGGAUGUUACUAUACACGAAGCCAGCCUGCACAGCAGACGUCGAAUGAAUUUUGGAUUUCCUCUGCAUCACGUGCAUGCCUCAGUGUUUCUCAAACUCUUUUUCCUAUAUCAAAGAUUUUAUUUUAUUUAUUAUCUUUGUCUGUUCCUCUUGAGAAUACUUAGUUGAAAUUUUUAUGUCAACAUAUGUGGAGUGUUUGUAAUUAAUU
Wasmannia auropunctata (little fire ant) is the source of this 1780-nucleotide messenger RNA. RefSeq lists its product as uncharacterized. The transcript is spliced from 4 exons. Bases 67 to 498 code for a protein of 143 amino acids. The record is from RefSeq and is a predicted model, not a curated record. NCBI's taxonomy places the organism in Eukaryota, Metazoa, Arthropoda, Insecta, Hymenoptera, Formicidae.